Messenger RNA from Blumeria graminis f. sp. triticale, 2337 nucleotides. The record is from the annotation of a GenBank genome assembly. Lineage: Eukaryota; Fungi; Ascomycota; Leotiomycetes; Helotiales; Erysiphaceae.
AUGGAAGCUGCUACUUCGCUGCAAGAAACACGGCCUCAGGGCAGCGGAAAAGUAAAUAACAGCAAGAAGAAGCCGAGAGACUCUGAUAAAUCCAAGGCGGCUACUAAUGUCGAGACCGAUGGCCCCCUCGAAUUAAAUCCCUCGGCAGCCUUUCUCGACGAACGUCUUGAUCUGUACAAGACGCUCAAAGCAAAAUUUGACGCUGAGAUAGCCGCAAAGCCACGCGAGGCAAUUACUAUAACACUCGCUGAUGGAAGUGUCAAGGAGGGAACAUCAUGGGAAACGACGCCUGCAGAAAUUGCCAAAGGCAUUUCAAAUAGUCUUCUAAAGCGCACGAUCGUCGCUCGACUGAACAACAGUGAUGAUCAGCUGUGGGACCUCGAGAGACCUCUCGAAGCGAGCUGCAAGCUAGAACUCCUUUCUUUCGAAGAUGACUUGGGCAAGAAGGUCUUCUGGCACUCGAGUGCUCAUAUUUUAGGAGAGGCUUCAGAAAGAAGAUUUGGAUGUAGCCUCUGCAUUGGUCCACCUAUCGAUAAUGGCUUCUACUAUGAGAUGGCUCUACCUAACGGGGCUGCCGUCCAACAGUCAGACUGGAAACCCAUUGAGACUCUUGUUAGUCAAAUAGUUAAAGAGAAACAAUUAUUUGAGCGUCUUGUUCUUUCCAAAGACGACUUACUGAAGAUGUUUGCUUACAACAAGUAUAAGCAACAUAUAAUCAAGGACAAGAUCAAGGAUGGCGAGUUCACCACUGUCUACCGUAAUGGACCGCUCAUAGAUCUAUGUCGAGGACCUCAUGUACCUCACACCGGAAAGAUUGAAUCAUUUGCGAUAAUGAAGAAUUCGGCAUCUUACUUUUUAGGAAAUAAAGACAAUGAUUCGUUGCAACGAAUUUAUGGAGUAUCGUUCCCUGACAAAAAGCAAAUGACGGAACAUAAAAGGUUCCUCGAAGAAGCUGCAAAGCGAGACCACCGAAAGAUUGGUAGAGACCAGGAACUAUUCUUCUUUCAUGAAAUGUCGCCUGGAUCGGCAAUGUGGCUACCCCAUGGCACUCGUAUAUACAAUACUAUUACGUCAUUCUUGAGAGAAGAAUACUGGAAGCGUGGCUAUAAUGAAGUAAUCACGCCUAACAUGUAUAAUUCAGAGCUAUGGAAGAUAUCUGGCCAUUGGGAUUAUUAUAAAGACGACAUGUUCACUUUUGGUGUCGAGAAAGACACGUUUGCACUGAAACCUAUGAAUUGUCCAGGUCACUGCUUAAUGUUUGCACAUCGUGAAAGAAGUCACCGAGAACUUCCAUGGAGAGUAGCUGAUUUUGGUGUUCUUCAUCGCAAUGAGGCAUCCGGUGCAUUAUCAGGAUUAACUCGAGUCCGACGAUUUCAACAAGAUGACGCGCAUAUAUUCUGUCGUGAGGACCAGAUUAAAUCAGAAAUAAUAGACUUAUUCGAUUUUUUAAAUUCUGUCUAUGGUCUACUUGGGUUUACAUUCAAGAUGAAACUUUCAACGCGACCAGAAAAGUAUAUGGGAAAGCUUGAGACUUGGGAUGCUGCCGAGGAUAAGCUUCGAAAAGCGCUCGAUGAAUUCGUUCCUGGAGAGUGGGAACUCAAUGAAGGAGACGGGGCCUUCUAUGGGCCAAAGAUAGACAUAACUAUCUCAGAUUGUUUGAGACGACAGUGGCAGUGUGCAACAAUACAACUUGAUUUUCAGUUGCCUCAAAAUUUUGGACUUGAGUAUAUGACUUCUGAAGUACUUGUGAAAGGAAACGGCACUAUUGAUGCUAAGAAUAUAGUAGCUGAAGAAACCAAAGUAAAAGAUGAGAGCAGUGCAUCAGAAACCAAGAAAUUGCGUGAUAUUAAACCCUUGACGCCAGGCUGUGCGAGACCCGUAAUGAUUCACCGGGCUAUUGCAGGUAGCAUUGAACGCUUUACUGGAAUCUUGACAGAACAUUUUGCCGGAAAGUGGCCUUUUUGGCUCAGUCCGCGACAGAUAUUGAUUAUUCCUGUGGGGGUUGGAUUCUUUGAAUAUGCUCAGGAACUACACGCCAUUUUCAAAGCGCAACAAAUGUUUGUCGAUGUAGACCUUAGCGGUAAUACCUUACAGAAAAAAAUACGGACAGGACAGUUGGCCCAAUACAACUUUAUAUUUGUCGUUGGCGAUCAGGAGAUGAAGGGACGAGAAGUCAAUGUCCGAAAUCGUGAUGAUACCUCCAGUCAGGAUCGCGGGAAGCCUGUCCCUCUCCAAGAGGUUAUUACCAAACUCGUUUUGUUACGAGAUGAGCGAAGAUCUGACAACCCAUUCCCCGGAGACGCCAAGGUAACUGGAAAAGACAAAGCUGAUGCAUGA